UAUGUGCGCUUGCUCGGCGUGAUUGACAUUUUUUUCGGGUUGCUUUGUACUUGGAUAUCGAGUGGCUCACUGCUGCAAACUGCCCUGAAAGAAAAGGAGAAAACCAGAUCCUCACAAAAAAAAAUCAAAGCGCACAGACCAAUGUUUUAAAAAGUGCCAAGCAGCAGCAUAGCAGAUGUUAGUCUCGAGCUAGCCAGUGCUAGCUCGCUAGUUGAACAGCGGUCAGUGCAUGGCUACGCGGAGACCAGUGUUGUCUCUCUCCCACGCAGAUCUGGACAUGGGGAGUAAAAUGUCCUUCGGCAGAGGACACGGUGACCAAAACACAGUCUCUGAGUUAUCCUCUGUGACAUCCCAGCUGCAAAACUCCGUACAUGCCACUCCUGACUGCAAGCAGAUACCUGAAGACAAGAUAUGCAGUGAAGAGGACCUGAACACCAGCAGGGAGGAGGAAAUGAAAGCAACAGGACUGACUGAACCUGCCCCCACGUCCCACUCGUCAAGACUCUCAGAUAGCCUGGUUAACUGUGAAACAGAAGACAGAACAGACUGUCAAUACAAAAAGCACACAUCAACAAAGGUAGGGAAAGACGCUAACUCUGAAAUGACCUCUGCGACUGUGUGUAGCUCUACAUCACACAGCUAUGAACAGCCUGUGGAGGUCCGCAAAAAAAGAGGGCGACCUUGUAAAAAAAAAAAUUUGAAUAUUGGUGCAGUUCAAGAUGAGGAGGUCAGCACAACAAAAAGAAGAAGAGGUAGGCCAAAAAAAACUGACGUUAAAAUUGUCACAACACAGGUUCCUAAAGCUGCUGUUAAAAGGGUCAUUAAUACAAGCUUUCCUGCACGGAUACUGAGGAGUAGAGGAGAACAACAGCCUUUGACACAGGAUGGAAAGACUGAGUCUGACAUCAAGGAAGACUCCAAGCAAACUGAAGAGACUCUCAUAGAAAGUAGCGAUACAUUUAACUUUCAAGAUAUUAAAAGACGAGGGGCUGAACUGGCUGACCAGCAAGUUCCAUCCAAAGUAUCCAGACUGGAUGUUUCCCAGGAGGCAUCGGUGGUGUUGGGCAAUGACGCAUGCUGUUUGAAGAAGGAGGAGACAGAUAAGCAGGUGAAAUUAAACUCUGAAAAGCAUGAGACUGAUACAGAUGAAAAUGGAAGACAAGUCUCCCUGAAGUCUGGGAUAGGGCAAGAGCUGCAGACAAAACAAGAGGAAGGUGCAAAGCCACAAAGACAUUUGCAGCCAUCCACCAAGCCAUCAGCGGAGUCCAAAGUUAUUCCCUUAGAGAGUUUCAGCAGUAGAAACUUGGCAAGUCCCUCUCACAGUGAUCAAUUAAAACAGCCUUCAGACAUGAGUGGCAUCCAGAUGUCACAAUCAAACAGCAUGCUUGAAUCUACAGAAAACACAAGCUUGCGGGACACUAAGCCCUCCAGCGCAGAUGUCUUAACGUCCUCUGAACGAUUACCUAAACCUAUCGGGGGCCUCCCUGCAUUGAAAACUGAAAACACAGAGAUAGAGCUGGAUUGUUUGACUCCUGUGCUACAGUCAAAUACCCGACUCAAUCCCUACUCCAACAUUAAAUCUGAGGGUCCAAAUAGUCAGGGAAAGUUCUUAAGACGCAAAAAAGGUGCCAAGAGAAGGAGGAGAAUCAAUAAUGUUUUGUUACCCAAAACAGAGCUCGCAGAGAACCGUGAAGGCAGCGAAGCCAGCGAAGCCCCUCGAGAAAAAGAAGACUCUAGUGAGGUGGACAAGCAAGCUAACUCAAAUGCCAUUCCAAAUGUAAUCAUCACUAAAAGAGGGGGGAAAACUCUUUAUAAAUGUGGUUACUGUGGGCAAAUUUGUAAAUUUAUGUCUCAGUUUGUCAUCCAUCAACGCAUUCAUACAGGAGAGAGACCGUACAAAUGCACAGAAUGUGGCAAAGGUUUUAGCAAAAAUUCUAACUUAAAUCUUCACCUCAAGGUGCACAUGAGGAAUAAAUUAUAUCGAAAGUGUCCAUACUGCCAGAUCAAGUUGUCAUUCGCUGAGUAUGCUACACAUAUAAAUACUCAUGCAAAAAGGCUGCACCUGGAGCCUGACGACGACAAAUCUGAAGAAAGCAUCCGAGAGCCCGACUAUGAGAACAGCCCUGGACUCCAGGUACCAGUCCCCAAAGAAAAGAGAGAACAAAAGACGUGUCAGUACUGUGGCAAAACAUUCCCAUUUCAGUCUGCCCUCCUUAGACAUGUGCGUGUCCACACAGGAGAGAAGCCUUAUAAAUGUGACAUUUGUGGCAAAGCUUUCGGUCAGGCCUAUUUCCUGCGUGUGCACGAGCUGACACACUGGUCUGUGAAGCGUUACAACUGCACACGAUGUGAGAAAUCCUUCACUCAUUACAGUAAUGCAAAAAAUCACACUUGUAUAGAGGAAAGAAGUGACAGACGCGUAAGGCCUUCCCUUACGUACACGUGCCACAUCUGCAAGAAUGUGUCGAAUCAUCUGCAGGCGUUCAACAGCCACAUGAAAGCCCACUCCGGUGCAAAGUUGUAUCGCUGCGUGUAUUGUGACAAGCUGUUUGGUGUGAUGUCGGAGUACAAUGCCCAUCGCAGUUUGUGCAGAGGCGCCUCCAGCUCUGCGAUAAAAGAGGAAGAGAUGGUGACAUCAGUACAGUAUGCAGUGCCUGCAGUCAGGUGUUCCUCUGGACAUCCUUCAGCUUCUACACUCAUAGCUGCAAAUAGUGAAAUACAGAAAAAACGCAAGAAAUACGCUGCUAACUUAAAGAAACCGUUCCAGUCAACUAUCAUACCUGCUCACCAUCACUCACACCUUGUUUCAAAGUUAAACAAACUAGAUAACCGCUCUGACCCCAGGAAGUAUUUAUGUCCAAGCUGUGGGAGACUCUUCAGACACAUGGGCAGACUCCGAGCCCACAUGCUCACUCACGCCCCGGCACAAAGCUACACCUGUGCCUGCUGUGGUAAGACUCUAGAAAACUGGAAGAAACUGUGGCAUCACCAGAGAAUCCAUCGACAUAGGCGCGGCCGCUUCACUUGUCCCUUGUGUGGGCAAGGCUUUCGGUUUGUGGAGACAUACAAGCAACACAUGAGCAAGCACCCGGAGUUCCAGUGGGUUCAGGUCAGACCAAAGAAAGUGUCUCUGCCUUAUCAGUGUGAGCAGUGCAGCUGCAGCUUCAAGACCCUGGAUUUGCUCUUUAGUCACCAGAUUUGCCAUUCCUCAACACAAGACACGCACAAGGUCUCUGACAUUGAUUUAUCCAUGAAUGAUCAUGCGCAGUCGAGCAGGAAAAUGUUUAAACCUCCCUCGACUAACAACAACAUUGUUUUACAUACAGAACACGAGAACAACCACUCUCCUCUGACCACCUGUUCUAAAUAUCUAGACCCAGUUAUUCAAGAGUCACCCAGAGGGGACAUGGUUUCCUCUGUUCAUAUUCAGGGUGUUGAUUCAGGUAAAACUAUUCAAUCAAGAGAAACCUGUCAUGACAGAUCAGAUGAAAAUGCACUCGGAAAACCCAUUACACCCCUGAGAACUGUGAAAAGGUACCAGACCCACAAUCCCAGCAUAUCAAAUGAAGGGUCAUCGGAUGGCUUUAAGUGUGCUGUUUGUGGUAACACAUAUCCUGCCAUUUCAGACCUUUAUCAACAUUAUUUGCAGCAUGCUCGAUGUCAAGUGUAAUGACUGAAAUGUUCAUAAUUUACCAAGCCAAUAUCUAGUCACAUUUUAAAUUAACACAAGGGUCUUGUAUACAUGAGAACAAAGUAUAAACAUUGUUUGUUUCAUACCUGAAAAAAAGUUUGAGACAUUUAAAUGACUUAAAAGAGGAUAUGGUUUGCUCACAAUCAUGUGUUCAAUCCGUCAUGCCUCAGUUUUCAGACUCAAAAUUACACACUGAAUGUAAGGAAAGCCUAAACUCAUCCAUUUCAUUAUUCAACUUCAAACAGAAGCCAUCAGUUGCUCCUUAGUCUUUAUAACUAGGCUUCUUUCAAUUCAAAAGAACAGACAGGCUGAGUACAUUUUAGGUUUGAUUGAUGUGGAUUAACAAAGGGGCUCUUGACUUUAUGUGAUCAAGAUAUGGAAACAUUUUGUAUAUUGAGCACAUUGAUGCCAAGCUAGAGUCAGCCCAGGGACAAUGUUACAUACUUUUCUCCCAAAUAAGAAAUUGAAAAAGAAAUGUAUCUUACUGUAAAUGACUGAUCAUGGACUGAAAUAUACUUCUGCCUGAAAAAAACAGCGAACAAUUCAAGCCCUUGUUUGUCCUCAUUGCUGUUUAGCUCAUGGCAUUUUUAUUAUGAAGUUGGCGGAAACAUACAUUCAACAACUGAUCACGAAGAAGAAAGUCUCGGGAGGUUGAGAUUAAAAUCUGCUCAAUACUGUGAACAAUUGAGUUUGGAUAUCCGGGCAGAGAAAGACAAAUUCUUGUUUUGUCACUAAGUAGUAUCAUCAAUCACUUAAAUAACUGAAUAUUUGAAUUUCAAUCUUUAAAAUAAAACUCUAAAUCAUAAAGACUGUUAUUCAAGAAUUACUUUCUCCUGGUCAACAACAAUGGCAUGUAUCAUGUCAUUGUAUCUGAAAUCAAUCUGAAUCAAUAUCAGCUUUUCUUUCGCACAUUUUGGUAACAAGUUGGCUCUGUUAUCCAAAGGUAACGUGAAUGCUGAAAUCAAGCGAUGCAGAAUGUUCUUGAAGUGCUACAGGAGUGUUGUUGAACAUCAUUUAUUGUUUACAGCGAUUGAAAAACUACAUUUUCAUGCUUGAAGGGUCUGACUUGAUUUGUUGGAGCCGUGAACAUUAUUAAAGAUGUUUUCCUGUUGUAUACAGUUGAUGACAUGAUGUAUGUAUGAUAUGAUGCUUUAGUUUGUCCUCAAUCAAUAAAGGUCAAUUUUGUAUGAAA
Molecule: messenger RNA, 4883 nt
Organism: Labrus bergylta (ballan wrasse)
Lineage: Eukaryota; Metazoa; Chordata; Actinopteri; Labriformes; Labridae
Product: zinc finger protein 62 homolog
Biological process (GO): regulation of transcription by RNA polymerase II
Cellular component (GO): nucleus
Molecular function (GO): RNA polymerase II transcription regulatory region sequence-specific DNA binding; DNA-binding transcription factor activity, RNA polymerase II-specific
Source: RefSeq, a predicted model, not a curated record